Molecule: messenger RNA, 1929 nt
Organism: Pteronotus mesoamericanus
Lineage: Eukaryota; Metazoa; Chordata; Mammalia; Chiroptera; Mormoopidae
Gene: MATN3
Product: matrilin 3
Exons: 8
Coding region: 43-1509 (488 amino acids)
Molecular function (GO): calcium ion binding
Source: RefSeq, a predicted model, not a curated record
UAACUGACCCAGCCAGCGAGCGACCACCCUUCGCCGGACACCAUGCCGCACCGCCUCCCGGGACUGCUCCUGCUGCUCUGGCCACUGCUGCUGCUGCUGCUGCUGCUGUCGCCUGCAGCCCCGGCUGCACCCGGUCCCCUGGCCGGCCCGGGCUCCCGCAGGCUGGGGACCCGUGGCCCCGGGGGCAGCCCCGGGCGCCGCCCUGCUCCGGCCGCCCCCACCGGUGCGCCCUAUUCGGGGGCCGGCCAGCCCGGAGGGACCCGCGGCGCAGGUGUCUGCAAGAGCAGGCCCUUGGACUUGGUGUUCAUCAUUGAUAGUUCUCGCAGUGUACGGCCUUUGGAGUUUACCAAAGUGAAAACCUUUGUCUCCCGGAUAAUCGACACCCUAGACAUUGGGGCGGUGGACACGCGGGUGGCCCUGGUGAACUAUGCCAGCACCGUGAAGAUCGAGUUUCACCUCCAGACCCACUUGGAUAAGCAGUCCCUGAAACAGGCCGUGGCACGAAUCACACCGUUGUCGACGGGCACCAUGUCGGGCCUGGCCAUCCAAACAGCGAUGGAGAAAGCCUUCACGGUGGAGGCAGGGGCUCGGGGGCCCAGCUCGAACAUCCCUAAGGUGGCCAUCAUCGUGACAGACGGGCGGCCGCAAGACCAGGUGAACGAGGUGGCGGCGCGGGCGCGGGCAGCGGGUAUUGAGCUCUACGCCGUGGGCGUGGACCGCGCAGACAUGGAGUCGCUCAAGAUGAUGGCCAGUGAGCCUCUGGACGAGCACGUGUUCUACGUGGAGACCUACGGGGUCAUUGAGAAACUUUCCUCUAGGUUCCAGGAAACCUUUUGUGCGGUGGACCCAUGCAUGCUUGGCACACACGGGUGCCAGCACGUGUGUGUCAGCGACGGGGACGGCAGGCACCACUGCGAGUGCAGCCAAGGGUAUUCCCUGAACGCGGAUAAGAAGACGUGCUCAGCUAUCAAUAAGUGUGCUCUUAACACUCAUGGCUGUGGACACAUCUGUGUGAAUGACAGAAGCGGCUCUUAUCACUGUGAGUGCUACGAAGGCUACACUUUGAAUGAAGACAGGAAAACGUGUUCAGCUCAAGAUCAAUGUGCUGUUGGUACACAUGGUUGUGAGCACGUUUGUGUGAGUGACAGAGCUGGGUCUUAUCACUGUGAAUGCUAUGAGGGCUACACUCUGAAUCAAGAUAAAAAGACCUGCUCAGUUCGUGACAAGUGUGCCCUGGGCUCUCACGGUUGCCAGCACAUUUGUGUGAGUGACGGGGCCGCGUCCUACCACUGCGAUUGUUACACUGGCUUUACCUUGAAUGAAGACAAGAGGACGUGCUCAGCCAUUGAAGAAGCACGGAGACUCAUCUCCACCGAAGAUGCCUGUGGAUGUGAAGCCACAGUUGCAUUCCAGGAGAAGGUCAGCUCGUACCUGCAGAGACUGAACACGAAAAUUGAUGACAUUUUGGAGAAGCUGCAAGCAAAUGAAUAUGGACAAAUACAUCGUUAAAUUGCUUAAAAUUUUCACCUGGAAAUAUGGAGAAUUUGGUAUAUUUAAUACUUUUGCACAUUGCAAUGUUUCUGCUAAUAUUCUGCCAUUACAAAUGCUUGGGUAUUACUGGAUAAGUAGUUUGAGAAUGUUCUGGAGAAUCAGUAUGAUUCUUCUAAAGAAAUAAAUAUCCAGAUCCUUGUUAAAAGCAAACUUUAGUGUCUCUAAGCUAUGACUGUGAAAAUAGAAUGAAAAGUUUAAUAUUUCUUUCUUUAUUUACUAAUUGAGCCAUUUAAUUUUUUCAUUUCCUAAGUUCUCAUUCUAUUCUCAAACACAAGUCUUCUGUUUCUACAAUAUAAUUGUUUAUAUUAUAUAUUCACUAUAGAUAUUUUUAAAUGUAUAGAAGUAUAAAGAAGUAAAUAAAAAAUCACCUGUACAAAA